AUCAGGGGAACAAUCAGCACAUGGCAUAGGCGAAUCCCGCUCCAGCCCUUUACAGCCACGAGCAAGCAUCAGUCAAGUACUUGUACAGCAAAUGUAAGUGUACAUGUACAAAGCCAUCAUCACUAAAAACAAACAAACGCUCCAACCCUUCUCUCUCUCUUCAUUCACAAAUCAACUCAACUCAAUCCAAAUUCCCCCCCCCUCAAAACUAAACCAACUCACAAGAUUGAAUUCAAAUCCCCCCGAUGCCGAUUCCCAAAAAAAGAACAAGAACCCAACCCAAAACGGGUCUCCAGACACGAGGUGCGUGUGGAACCCUCCCCCAUCCCAAGCUUGCCAAGCUAAUCAACUUCCAGCAAAAGAAAUCAACCAGAAAAAAAACCUGUUAGCUAAGAUAGCCAGCCGCACCCGCGGACGGACUGUUUUCUCCAUCCUCAAAUACGAGCUCCGAGCUUUGGUGACUUUUUUUUCUUUACUAAACUUGGCCUUGGGUGCGCUUUGUAUUUUGCAGGGGGGGACUAAGGUAGUGUCAUACUGCAGGCUCCGGCAAAAAUAUCCGGACAGACAAAGACAAAAGAACAUCAAAUCCAUUUGACAGGCGGGCGACUUACACUGCAUGAAAAGAACUUGUCUGUCAUUCGAAUUGCUCCGCAUCAGCUGCCUACUUUUUUUCUCGUGCUACGUACGGACUAAAUUAGCCCUCCAACGUCUGCAUCUAAGAAUGGUCUUGAAUUAGCAUGCUCUACUAAACUGAGCCAAAGACUCCUUUUCAUUACCCCAUGUUCCCGAUCAUCGCGAUCGGCAAGCCAUCGCUCGUGUUCCCCGUGCUCGCUAUCCCGCAUCGCUUAAGACACUUGGAC
Trichoderma harzianum CBS 226.95 is the source of this 860-nucleotide messenger RNA. RefSeq lists its product as hypothetical. The record is from RefSeq and is a predicted model, not a curated record. NCBI's taxonomy places the organism in Eukaryota, Fungi, Ascomycota, Sordariomycetes, Hypocreales, Hypocreaceae. The transcript has a single exon. The coding region runs from base 104 to 595 and encodes 163 amino acids.